GGUCACGUGACUCCGGCGCAAGGGCCGACGGGUAGUCUCUCUCCGAAUCUCAAGAUGGCGGCGAAGUGAGGCGAAGUCGCGGCGCCGUACCCACGACGUAAAAUGCGCUUCUCCUAGUGGCCCCCGAGUACUCCCCCGCGUUCCUGCCGGUGCGUUCGGAGGUGGCGCGGCUAGGUUAAGAUCGUGCCGCCCUCGAUGAUGCCGGCCUCGAGGGUUUGCGCUGCGCCGAAGGUGACACCCCGCGAGUUGGCGCGGCGACUUCGCACGAGCACGUAUGGCAGAGACUAGAGUCCGAGAUAAGGGAGCCCCUGCGUCCCCCGAGCGGUGCGCAUCGGCCGGAGGAAGAUCGCUCCCGAGGGGAGCUAUGUGGUUAACCUCGCGACGGAUCGCCUGCAAAAACGUGUGUGCGAGACUGAAGAGCUCCGUUAAUUUCUGUCCCUACUGAUUGUACAGUACCUGGUACAACGAGACGCUAUAAGAGGAUUGUGAAGAGACUCGAUGGUUUCCUGACACGAUGGACAGCAAGUUGUAUGUAAAGAACGAGCUGGGACUCGAGGGGCAAUCUCUGGGAAAUCCGCAGGCCAAUCCACUGUCUGCGGAUGACGGAGGAGGAGCCCGGAUAUGCUUUGUCUGCGGCACCCUGGGCCAUGGCGAGCAGUACUGGCUACGAGUCAAGCCAACUCCGGGUGCCGCGCCCAACGAGCCGUACUUCCCCUUCCUGGAGUCGCACGAGCCACCGGCUGGGUAUCGAGGCGAGGGUGUCAGGAGCGGAGCUGUCAAAGCAUGCAGCCUCUGCUACGCUCUGCUCCUCCAACAGUGGGAAAGCUAUGAACGAGAUGCCAGACCACACAGCCAGCGGAUUUACUGGUUGAAACGUUGCGACGGAGGGCCCUUCACCGGGGCAGAAAUGGCCCUCCAGGGAGAGUACGCGGCCCAGGUCUUGGGGUUGACCAAUGACCAGCCUCCGCAGACCAGACAGGAGAGCAGGCCUGUCGGGAUCUCGCCAAGACUGCCUCCUAAUUCCCCGUCUCCUAGGGUUGAACAAUCCAGGCCACCGUCGAACUCCAUCGAUAUACCUCGACCUCACUCGAACACUGCAGAGGCACCCAGACACCUGGAGCAAGCGAGGCUCACCAUGGAGUCGCCGCACCAGAGGCUGCAAUCUCCUCAUCAAAGGCUGCAAAGUCCUCGACAAGCUAUCGACGAGUCCCGGAUCUCCUCCGAGGCUGCUCUGGACUUGCGACAUGCUCCAAGGAGCUCGCCUGCUCCACAGCCGAGCCUUCCACCGCAGCCUCAAGCUAUCUACAGUGGUGGUUCUUCGUCCAGUGGAGGCACCGAUAUCCUGGACCUUUCGAUGCCGGACAAGAAUUCAGUCACCGAAGUGUGUUACGUCUGUGGAGAUGAGUUCAAGAGAGGCUCGCUGAGUCACAUUGCUGCGAAGCCACUGCCAAAGCCACCGCAUCCAGCAUCCAGUCCACCUCCAUUUUUUCCAUCGCUGAUGCUGCAUCCAAGACCCAGCAGGAGUCGACCGAUGGACAGUGCUGGACGAGUUCAGGCUUGCUCGGCGUGUCAAAAUCAUUUGCUGCUCCAAUGGAAAGCAUACACGAGGCAAGGUGUGUCCCAUGGGGAUCGGAAUUACACGCUCCGGAAACGGCAAGCGCCGACGAUGGACACGACCACCUUCAUCUGUUACACCUGUGCCCUAGAGUACCCUUCCUCAAGUAUUAGACUGCUUUACUGCUGCCCGAACCCCGAGAAGGAGGCGUACUUCCCCUUUAUUUGCUCCCUGAGACCACCACCUGGGGCGAGUCCCAUAAGUCCCCAAGGAAUGGUCCAGGUCUGCUCCAUCUGCUACAAGGCCAUUCCCCAGAAGCAGCAGGUCUUUGGCGGGGAAAACCACGAGGCUCAGCCUGCCGCGCAAACCGUCGACUUCCGCCAGCAAGGCCAGUCGCCGAGGCCAGCGGUGCCGAAGUCACCAGCUAAUUCAGCUGGCAGCGACAUACGAUUCAAGCCCUACGAUUUGAACAAGUCCAGCGUCGCUACGAAUAAGCAACGCACCGUCUCCGCCAAAGGACCCACUUCCGGCCUCAGAAAUUCACCGAGCAUCGGCCCCACCGAGAAUGGGACCGUCGUUCUCGGACAGAACUAUAGGUGCUACAUUUGCGAGAGACUCUAUCCACGUACGAACAUGGAAUGGUUGUCGACGAGUCCGGAGGGCAUGAAUUCCCACGCCAUGCACUUCCCCUGCCUGAGAGGUAUGGCGCGCACCUCGGAAAACGCCUGCAUGGACAGUCACGGUCGAGUCCUGGCAUGUGGUCAUUGCGUCAAUCACCUCGCCCAGCAGUGGGAAAUUAUGGAUGCUGAAAGAGUCCCGUUAGAACGUCGCAGAUACGAUAUACCUAGUCCACACCCAAACGGCGACGUGAACCGUUCCAUAGCAACCCCGCCGAGCUCCAGCUCGGACCGGACCUUCGGCAGCAACCCUGGGACCUCCAGCAGCUCUAUCUACUGUUUCCUAUGCGGUCUUCACAGCGACCUCACCCUGGCCAGGGUGCUGUAUGGUCGUCCUCAGGGUCGGAACGCGCCCUUCUUUCCGGAGCUCCUCCGCCAUCAGUCGCACCCGAACGCGGAGCAGCUGCGGAAAGACGGCUCGGCCCUGGUCUGCACGUUUUGCUAUCACUCUCUUCUGGCCCAGUGGAGACACUACGAGAAGCUAUCCGGCGGACAGCAGGUUAACACCGUCGAGAGACAGUACAACACCCACGACUAUUGCUGCUACGUGUGCGGGAUCAUCACCUACCGGAAGAGGGUGCGGGCCCUUCCCGUGAAGGACUUCCCCUUCCUCAAGAACCACAAGCAGCUGGAGAAGAGCUUGCUGCUGGAGAACGGGGACUUCGCCGUCGUCUGUUUGGACUGCUACGAGACCCUUCGGACUCAGAACCUCGAGUACGAAAGGUGGGGCUUGCCCGUCGAGAAGAGGGAGUACAACUGGAUCGUUCAACCUCCGCCACCCGAGGACAGCCCCGAAGCUGCCAUCGCGAGACUACCAUCCGGCGAGAGGUCCGAGAAGGUGGUGCCACCGACAUUGACGGUUCGACCGACGAGGAAGAAUUGCUCGCCCAAAGCUCCCGAGAAGAAGGCGUCCGUUAAAGUGCCGGAGAAAGAGCAAG
Messenger RNA from Orussus abietinus, 3170 nucleotides. RefSeq lists its product as uncharacterized. NCBI's taxonomy places the organism in Eukaryota, Metazoa, Arthropoda, Insecta, Hymenoptera, Orussidae. The record is from RefSeq and is a predicted model, not a curated record.